Messenger RNA from Thamnophis sirtalis, 3650 nucleotides. The record is from RefSeq and is a predicted model, not a curated record. NCBI's taxonomy places the organism in Eukaryota, Metazoa, Chordata, Lepidosauria, Squamata, Natricidae.
CUGGCUUUCUUGCCUAAGGUAGGUUAGAACUCACAGUUUCUUAGCUUCUAGCCUGGUGUCUUAACCACUAAACCAGACUGGCUCCUCAGUUUGAGUUCCCCAAUCCAGUGAACAUUAGUAGCGGGCUCCAGACAAAUAAGGUUGAUCCAUUUCCCAUCAUUACACACUAUAGUAACUGAUAGAGAGAAUAAAGAAAUAAUUAUGCUAGGUCAGAGUUAGUGAAUGUCCAUGAUAUUGUGGGAAUAAAGAUUUUUUCUUUUUGCCAGAGUAUUGAAAGAAAAUUGUUUAGGACAAGUUUUUGAGGCAUGCAGUUCUUUGGACGACUUGUUCAUACUCUGAACAAUGUCACCAACUUGUUCACAAACCCUCACCGGGUAAAGGAGGUAUCCCUGACAGACUAUACUUCUCGGAACCUUGUUAAACAAGACGAUAGGAUAAUCCUGUAUGAGAACAGUUCAGCUCGAUCCUGGGACUGUCUGCUUAUUAACCCUCAGAAUCAAAGUUCUGCCUUACGGCUGUUUCAAGUUGACACUGAACCAAGUGCACGUGAAUAUUUUGAUCUGUAUGCGAAGCAAUUGCGUCCGUUCUAUGAGAGCUAUCCUGAUCCUUUGUCUCUGGAAACUUUGCAACAGCUGACGGACUCUUUGCGAAGUCACCCCGGCUGGUCACCAGCCCACGUAGCUGUAGAGUGUGGACUUCUGGGAUGCUUCCGACACAAUCUCAUUCUGAGCUAUGUAAAUAGCCACAGUUCUGACAAUGAAUGCACCCCACUUCACUUAGCCUGCCAAAAAGGUGAUUUUGAAUGUCUGAAGGAGCUGAUGGAGGAGUGCCAUGCCCGGGUUGAUCUGACAGACAAAAAUGGAGAAACUGUCUUCCAUUAUGCUGUUCGAGGGAGCAACCCAACGAUUAUAGAGCUCCUGGGCAAGAAAGCAACUGCUGCUUUGGACCAUCUGAAUAAUGAGGGGCAGAGUCCGUUGCACCUGGCCUGCCAGUUGGGCAAAGAAGAUGCAGUCUACUCUCUUCUUAAGGUUCAUGCCAAGUGCAAUAACUUGGGCGCACUGGGUUAUCCCAUCCACGCUGCUAUGAAGCAUUCUCAGAAAAGAUGUGCAGAAAUUCUCCUUGAUAAAGAAAUCAAUCAGAUUCAGUUUCUGGACCCACGAUAUGGAGCCACGCCCCUUCAUUGGGCCAGGAAUGCAGAGAUGACCCGGAUGCUUAUUGAGUAUGGCUGUGAAGUGAAUGCCCUCAGUUCGUCAGGGGAAUCAGCCCUUCAUAUUGCUGUGCGGCGUGGGCGUUUUGAUUGCACAAUGGUGUUGUUGACACAUGGAGCUAUGCCAAACACUAAAGAGAAGAAUGGAAACACACCACUUCACCUGGCCAUGCAGCAAGACUGCAUAGAAAUGAUCAAGGCCCUUAUUGUGUUUGGAGCAGAUGUGGAUAUCCCUAAUAAUUUAGGGGAGACACCUGGAUUGGUGGCAGCCAGGACAAGCAAAGGUGCCAACCGGAAGGUUCUUUUAGAUAUGCUGAAAAUUAUAGGGAUUGAACGCUUCCUUCCACCUGGCAUAUCUUCCUCAUCAACAUCCAAUCUCCCAGAAAGAUCAUCAGCCUCACCGAGUUGUGGCUUAGACUACCAAGACGUCAUCCACGUUUCUGUAGCUCUGGGCAACUUGCUGAAGAGACCAGAUGUGGUGGACUCUGCCCCCAAGAAGAGAAGAAACGAGGACCGCCUCCUGAGCCUGGAUGGAGGAGGCGUCAGGGGGAUUGUACUCAUCCAGUUUCUCAUCGCUAUAGAGAAAGCUGCAGGGCGUCCUGUCAAAGAGCUCUUUGACUGGGUGGCGGGGACUAGUACAGGGGGAAUUCUGGCCCUGGCUAUUAUACAUGGGAAGCCCAUGGACUACAUGCGCUGUGUGUACUUUCGCAUGAAAGAUGAGGUCUUUCGAGGGUCACGGCCUUAUGAAUCAGAGCCUCUUGAGAAUUUCCUGAAAAAGGAGUUUGGAGAACAUACCAAAAUGACAGAUAUCAAGAACCCCAAAUCAACUGGUAUGGCAGGCUGCCCGUUCCAGUGGAGCUGCUCCAACAUAUUUUCGACCCGUAGGGCGGUUUCUGGACGGAGGGCUGCUAGCCAACAACCCCACUCUGGAUGCCAUAACUGAGAUCAAUGAAUACAAUAAGUCUUUAAUCCAGCAAGGAGAAGGUGACAAAGUGAAGAGGUUGGGAGUCGUCGUCUCUCUUGGAACAGGCAGAACAGCAAAAGUGCCUGUGAGCUCUGUGGACGUCUUUCGUCCCUCUAACCCUUGGGAACUGGCCAAGACUGUCUAUGGGGCUAAAGAACUAGGCAGGCUGGUGGUGGACUGUUGCACAGAUCCAGAUGGACCAUGUGUUGAUCGUGCAGCUGCCUGGUGUGAGAUGAUAGAUGCCCAUUUUUUCAGAUUCAAUCCCUCUUUGGAGGCAGACAUCAUGCUGGAUGAAGUGAGCAAUACAAUCCUGAUCAACAUGCUCUGGGAGACACAGAUCUACAUUUAUCGACACUGGGAUAAAUUCGAGCAGUUGGUAGAGCAGCUGCUAAUCAAAUAAAGCUUUUGUGAGGAUUUUGGGUACCAAUAAUGCCUGCCUUGAUGCUACAGCCUGGAUUAUCAGUGAGAAGUAGCAGAUUCUACUGGCCAGCGGCUUGCCCCUUGCCCCCGUACCAGAAAAAUCAAGUGGAAGAAUUUGAGGAUUGCUCCCAUCAAAACAUCCAUCAGCUGUUUUAGGUGCUGGGACUGCCUCCCUCCCCACCUCAGUGUGCUGCUAUACCAAUAACCUUAAAGGUUGAAGUCAUUUCACUUUGUCUGUUGAUCAGAGUUGAAUUAUUCCUGCCUGGAAUCUAAGACUAGUUAUGUGCUAUGAAUUAAUUACUUAUACCUUUGUAUCUAAGGUUGUAGCAUGAGGACCUGAACAACUGAAAUUGCCAUUUUCUCCUUGUUUACAAGUCAUUUAUUGAGUUGUUUCUUAUGUGGAAGGAGAUUUUUUUUUUCCACAUGAGAAAACCUACCAUUCCCUUUCAACAUUAUUGAUAGUAGGCAAACUCCUUUGCUCAUUCCAGACCAAAGCUCUCCCUAUAUGCUUGUUUUCUUACUUCAGACUCCUUUUUUUCUGAGUCCCCUCACCCCCGAAGAAAUCACUUUGCUAUAACUGGCACAAAAGAGUGCUGGAAGAAUGGAGGAUAAUACUUCCUUGGACAAUAGUCUUCCCAAAGACAUUUCCAAAUAUGGAUGAAAAAAAUGUAGGAGUGGGCACACAUCAGAUGAGACCAUUGAUUGACAAAGUCAGUAGACGGGGCCCAUGCUUUUACGGUUGGUUUUUCUGUUUUCUCAUACUCUCUUUCUUACUUCAUUAAUUUUUCUACUCAUGAAUGCUGUAUUUGCUGUUUUGUUUAGACAAGAAAUAAAAGAUGUACUGACGUUUAACAAAAAUGCACUAUUUUUCUAGGUUUUAACUGACUUAAUAGGAUGCACUGGAAUUGUUGAAAAACUGAUAAAGUGAAACUAACAGGAAAUACUCCACUCUCCCAUUAUUUUCAUAAGCUUUCAAAUUCUGAUGAAAAUUAUGUUGAUGUUAAAAAGUCCUCUCCCCCUCCCAAAGUAAGCAUUAAAUAAAAACAGUAUUUUCUGAAA